Miniopterus natalensis is the source of this 3015-nucleotide messenger RNA. It is a transcript of the gene ARMC1, whose product is annotated as armadillo repeat containing 1. Gene Ontology annotation, molecular function: metal ion binding; protein binding. The record is from RefSeq and is a predicted model, not a curated record. NCBI's taxonomy places the organism in Eukaryota, Metazoa, Chordata, Mammalia, Chiroptera, Miniopteridae.
AGAGCCUGUAGAACCUUUUUCCGCUGGCGCCCUCGCUCUUUGACUCCUAGAUAAAGUCCCCUGCCUCGGAGGCCGCGGCUGCGAACGGAGGGACCGGCUCCACGCCUCUGGGUCCCUCUACCUCACCCCUUGGCGUUGCCCUGAUGGUGCAGCAGGCUCCGGACUCCUGAAGCUUUGGAGCGAAUUUAAGAAGAUUUUGUUCAUGUGUGUGGAGUAGAAGAUGAAUUCCUCCUCCUCCACCAUGAAUGAAGAACCUGAUGCCCUAUCGGUAGUUAACCAGCUACGGGAUCUGGCGGCAGAUCCAUUAAAUAGAAGAGCCAUUGUCCAGGAUCAGGGAUGUCUGCCUGGCCUUAUUUUAUUUAUGGACCAUCCCAACCCCCCUGUUGUCCACUCGGCUUUGCUCGCUCUUCGAUACUUGGCAGAAUGCCGUGCUAACAGAGAAAAGAUGAAGGGAGAACUGGGUAUGAUGCUAAGCUUGCAAAAUGUUAUACAGAAGACUACAACUCCAGGAGAAACAAAGCUUCUGGCCUCUGAAAUCUAUGACAUUCUUCAAGCUUCCAAUAUGGCAGAUAGUGAUAGUUUCAAUGAAAUGAAUUCACGUCGAAGGAAAGCUCAGUUUUUUCUGGGAACUACAAACAAACGUGCCAAAACAGUGGUUUUACAUAUAGAUGGUCUUGAUGAUACGUCUCGGAGAAAUCUAUGUGAAGAGGCUUUGUUAAAAAUUAAAGGCGUUAUUAGCUUUACUUUUCAAAUGGCUGUUCAAAGAUGUGUGGUGCGAAUCCGUUCAGAUUUGAAAGCAGAGGCUUUGGCAUCCGCGAUAGCAUCGACCAAGGUGAUGAAGGCUCAGCAAGUUGUGAAAAGUGAAAGUGGAGAAGAGAUGCUGGUCCCAUUCCAGGAUAUGGCUGUGGAAGUAGAACAGAACACAGAGCUGCCUGACUACCUUCCUGAGGAUGAGAGCCCCACCAAAGAGCAGGACAAAGCAGUGUCAAGGGUCGGCUCCCACCCAGAGGGUGGGGCUAGCUGGCUGAGCACAGCCGCAAACUUUUUAUCCAGGUCGUUUUACUGGUGACUUCAAUUUGGGGUGCAAGGACUGUGUGAAUGAACAAGGGGCCAGUUUUCCAUUGUCAUGGUGAACUGUCAAGUGCAAUUUGCAAUAAGUUAUCAUGAAAAGUUUUUAGAUUACAUGAUUGCGUAUGCUGCGUUUUACAUUUUAUCGGACAUUUUGCCCCACUAAGUGUUAAAAAGGACAGAGGCUACAGGGGGAGUUGCUUUGUUUAUGAAGGUAUUUUGGUUUUGUUUUCCUUUGUUUAAUUGCCUCAUUUUUUAAAAAACAUGGGUCCACAGUUAAACCAAACAUAUGUGCAGCUUUACAUUUUAUUUUACACGAAGCACUUGAUAGGAAAACUCAUUUUCCCCUCCGGCCUCGGGACCUAUCUGAAGAGAAGUUUUCUUAGCUCAAGUUGUGCAUGAAUUACGGAAUGUUUUCCUCUGCUUUUCUUCAUGAAAGAUACUUGCUUUGGUACUCUACUGAGAGUUGGAAGUAUUUCUCAUUGUUCCCCUUUUGUGCCUUUUUUAAUUUUGCCAACCAUGUUUAUAGAAAGGUCAUUACUAAUGACAUUUUGUGAAUUAAAAUAUAUUCAUUUGAAUGUAGCAGUCCCCUAAAAAUACAAUUCUACAAAAACAUUGCAAUCUUAUUUGUUGUCAUUUUAAUACAAUUAAUACACAAUCAUUUGAGAGAGGGAAACAUGUAUGUCAGCAAAGUGCUGUGGAGACUGAAUGUGACCAAAUGUAGUUUGACUGCUGUUCUGUUUGGUUUAUAUCAGCUCUUGAGAGUUAUAGCCACCAUAAUAUUGGGAGCAACUGUUAGUGGUCUCUAGGCCUUAUUUUGUGAUUACACACUAUCUCCUGUGAGAAAAAAAAAUAGUAAAGAACUGACAAACUUGGAAAAGAAAACAAAAAUUGGAUGCCUGUAAUACCGUAUACCAUUUGGUAGAGUCUAACCUUAACACAUCAAUUGCUUGGCAGGUGGCUAUUCAGUAGGUGUUUCCUUGUAUUGCCUUUUGUGAAUUUAUUAUGAAUUUGCAGUCGAAUUGAAUGGAAAAAGUACUCAAAUUAAUGCUUAUAAAGAAAUAGAGCCAGCAUUGGUCUACUUAAUUUUGUGUUUCAUGUCCAGCCAGAAAAAAAAAAACUUCAGUGAAGGUAAGAUAAAUAAAUAUAAAUAUAUAUACAUAUAUAUUUUUUGUAGAUAAGAGCUAAUUACAUAUAUGUAAUGCUUUAUUGCAUUUCUGAAAUAUUUGGCAACUAAAAUUUUCCUUUUGGAAUUCCAACUAAAUCCAGAUAAGUUUUAAUGCCAAUACAAUUAAAAACUAAUAGGAAGAAAUUGAAAUUCUUUUUCAUCUACAUGUAGAGCUGCUAUUUUAUUACUUGGAGAAUGUGAAGUGAAAAUUGGACCCUGGAGGGUUUUCUUGCAUUUUCAUUACUUCUCUUUUAGAGAUAAUGAAAAGCAUCCAGUGUUACUGGAGAAAAAUUAUUGUAAAAUGCUUCACCAACAAGAAUCUUGAACAUUGUGACCUUCUGGAGGGAGGGGUAUUGAGGGUGUUGAGAAUGAUAGUUUUCAGGUGUCUGGGCUCUGAGUUGGGUGACUCGCACAAAUGAAAAUAUAAGCAUUCAGGGCGUGUAUUGCUUUAAAUGCAUAAUACAGCUUGCUGCCAGAACCAGAUGUGUUGAAAAAAGAAAACAAAACCACCUCCUUUCUAUAGCCAUUAAAACAAAGUUUACUGUUCUGUUUUAACAAGUUUGUGUUUUAUUUUGCAUUGCCACACAUCUGCUAUUUAAAAAACUACAUCCCUUUGGUAGCAAUGGUUCAAUACAAGUAGAUAUUACAGCUUGGUGUUCGUGUGUUCUAAUUCUAAGUGUUCUUUUGUUUCCAGGUCUUAUAGAGCAGUUAAGGCAACUGUAAUGGCAUUUUUUGAAAUAUAUUGUAAAAUAAUAAAAGGUAACAUAAUUAAAAUUGAA